GCCUUGCCGGAGGGCGGGGAAGCUCCGAAGUGCCCUUCGGCGCCCGCCCGCCCUGUGCCAGAGCUGGCAGCUCCCCCCGUCCCCGUUCUCACUCCCAUGCGGGCGCUGGGGACGACGGCACUCUGGGCAGCGCGGCCGCAGGCAGGCGGCUCCUCUCGGUAUGUCCUGGGGGCUCCCUGUCUGCUGAGCCCGCGCGGGUCCCGCCGGAGCCGCCCCGGGGUCCCAUGAGUUCCGAGCUGCCCCGCGCCUCGCCGCUCCGCGCCCUCUUUAAGAUGGAGCCGGCUCCGUCCGCCUCUGAGUUGCUGGUGGGAGCUUCCGAGUUCCUGAAAGAUCGAUUAUAUUUUGCUACUUUACGGAAUAAACCCAAAAGCACAGUAAAUACCCACUAUUUCUGUACUGAUGAGGAGCUGGUCUAUGAAAAUUUCUAUGCAGAUUUUGGACCUUUAAACUUGGCGAUGUUAUACAGAUACUGCUGCAAACUAAAUAAGAAGCUAAAGUCUUUCAGUCUAUCAAGAAAGAAAAUAGUCCACUAUACCAGUUUUGAUCAGCGGAAACGAGCAAAUGCAGCAUUUUUAAUAGGGUCAUAUGCAGUAAUUUACUUAAAGAAAACACCAGAAGAAGCAUACAGAGCACUUUUAUCUGGAUCUAAUCCACCAUAUCUUCCAUUUAGGGAUGCCUCAUUUGGGAACUGCACAUACAAUCUCACAAUCCUGGAUUGCUUGCAGGGAAUAAAAAAGGCCUUUCAGCAUGGAUUUUUUGAUUUUAAGACAUUUGAUGUGGAUGAGUAUGAACACUAUGAGCGGGUAGAAAAUGGUGACUUCAACUGGAUUGUUCCAGGAAAAUUUUUAGCAUUUAGUGGACCUCAUCCAAAAACCAAAAUUGAAAAUGGUUAUCCUCUUCAUGCACCUGAAGCCUACUUUCCCUAUUUCAGGAAGCACAAUGUCACAUCAAUCAUAAGACUAAACAAAAAGAUCUAUGAGGCAAAACGUUUUACAGAUGCUGGCUUUGAGCAUUAUGACCUAUUCUUCAUAGAUGGAAGCACACCGAGUGACAAUAUAGUGCGGCGGUUCUUGAACAUCUGCGAGAAUGCUGAAGGUGCUAUAGCUGUACACUGUAAAGCUGGUCUGGGGAGAACAGGAACAUUGAUAGCCUGUUACAUAAUGAAACACUAUAGGUUCACACAUGCUGAAGUCAUUGCUUGGAUUAGAAUAUGUCGGCCAGGCUCUAUUAUAGGACCCCAGCAGCACUUUUUGGAUGAGAAGCAAGCAGCAUUGUGGAUCCAAGGAGACUUCUGCCGAUCUAAACAGAAACAACGAUCAGCUGAUGAUGGAACUGUGAAUAAAAUUAUUUCUGGCUUGGAUGACCUUUCAAUCAGUGGGAGUUUUAGUAAAGUACAAAACUUGGAUCAAUGUGUGGAGAAUGACUUUGAAGACAAUGCAGAGUUGGAAUCUAAGAAUGGCAUGACACAGGGAGACAAACUUCGUGCCUUAAAAAGUCAGAGACAGCCGCGAUCUGCUACAACUGGAGCUCUUAGGCUAGAAGAUAUGAAAUUGCACACCAGAUCAAUAUCACAACCUUUCAGAUUGAAUAGUUCAAGUACUACACAAGGGUCCAUGUCUCCUCUGAAGUCCUCCAAGGUGGCAGCAGCUGUUUCACCGUCUGCAAAUAGAAUAAGCAGAAGCCCUACGUCCUUAGGAUCUAAUUUAAAAAGCGUUUCCGUAAACUCCAGGCUAGGCAGUUCUCUAGGGAACCUGUAUGCCGCUUCAGAUGAUACAGAGAGCAAAAUGAUGUCGUCAUCCUCUAGGACAGGUUUUUCUGUAAACCAUGUCUCCAGUCAUUUGAAUGGCAGUGUGCAGCUGCCUACCAGAAAUUCCCAUGAGCUGAACAACAACCUGUACAACAGAAGCAGCAAUAAUGGCACCAACCUCAACAGUCAUGCCAGUUCUCAUGGCACUGGGACAGAUGACAACUACAGCAUCUACCAACCCUCCUUUAUGGGGUUAACUGCUUCUCCGGCACGAUACCUGAGUCGUUCAAUUCCUGUAAGUUCACAGCCACAAAAGCCCUCUCAGGGACAUGACAGAAGCUUAUCUACCUUGCUUCUUCAGACAAAACUAUCACAAAAAAACUCUUAACAAUCUCAGAGCAACUUUCUAAUCCCUUAUCUUUUACAAUUUUCUGAAUGCAUAUAGCAUCUUUGUCUGUUUCUAAUGUUCUUUCAGCUGCUUCCUUUCUGCUUCUCCAGAAUUUGGCUCAGAGAAAGGUGUUAUGAAAGUAGACAAUUUAUAAAAAUACCUUUCAUGAUUACAGCUUCUGAUUUGGAGUUGUUUUUUUUUACUUUAGAUUUUCCAUUUCAAAUCAUUCGUGUUAUAACUUUAGUUUGAGAAUUUCAAUAUAUGUAGAAUAGGAUCUUCCUGGAUCAUUAGAUAUCAUAGGUGUCUUUAUACAGUAAUAUUAGAGGAACUGCUUUGUGUGUGUGUGUGUGUGUGUGUGUGUCUAUACACAUAUAUACCACACUAAAUUGAAAAUAAAUGUGUAAAAUUUAAUCAACUCAAUUCUUUAAAGGGGCACUGUUGAAAUCUCAUCAUUUUCAAACACUGAGUUAGAUAGUUCAAAGUAGUAUGCCAGCCCCCAGAAUCCACCUUCUAUUUUUCAUGGUUUUAUCACCCUGUUUUCCUUUUGAGGGGAAGGAGGUGAGAGUGGGAGGAAAGGUAAAUGCGUUUUCUCCCUUGUUGCUGUGUAAAAAAACCCACACAGAAGUACACUGAUAUAGUAAUGAACUCACUAUACAUUGUGAAAUGUACAGAGUAAAGAAAGGAAAAAAUAGAAAAAUUAUUUCUCAUCUUUCAGUUAUGUUUGGUGGUGUUGGCAAAAAUAGGAGGUUUUAAAACAAAAGAGAGAGAAAUCACAAGUAUGGGGGGCUUUUUAAGUUGACAUGUUCCUUUAAAACCCUAUGAAAACGUCCAGAAUAAAUCAUUCCAGUAUGUGAAGUCAUAUUAAAUAUUAAAGAAGUACAAUUUUAAUAUCUUACGCCUGUGCCUUAAACACAGAAGUGCUUUCAUGUAUGUGUAGGGAUGGCUUCCUGAUUCAUGGCAUAGGUCUCUAUAAAACUUGAUAUUUGCAUCUUUUUGUAUCAAAAAUGUUUUCCAGUAUUACUUCCAUUUUAGUAAUUUUGUAGUCAUCCCUGCUGUGACUUGACCAUCAUAUUCUGAGGUUCUUUCUCCUAGGAGAAAAAAUGCUAUUUCUAAGUAGAAUUCAUUAAAAGUAAAUUUAGAAUAACUUCAAAUGCUAAAGAAUAUCAAUUUUCAAUAAAAUGUAU
This is a messenger RNA of Mauremys reevesii (Reeves's turtle), 3319 nucleotides long. It is a transcript of the gene CDC14A, whose product is annotated as cell division cycle 14A. Gene Ontology annotation, biological process: protein dephosphorylation; regulation of exit from mitosis; microtubule cytoskeleton organization. Lineage: Eukaryota; Metazoa; Chordata; Testudines; Geoemydidae. Bases 225 to 2135 code for a protein of 636 amino acids. The transcript has 15 exons. Gene Ontology annotation, cellular component: spindle pole; mitotic spindle; centrosome. Gene Ontology annotation, molecular function: protein serine/threonine phosphatase activity; protein tyrosine/serine/threonine phosphatase activity. The record is from RefSeq and is a predicted model, not a curated record.